AUGGACAGCAGCAGUGAGCAGCUGGGCAGAGGGGAGGACGACGCCGCCUGCACAUCGGCCUCUGAAGGACUGGAGGAGGGGGAGGUGGAGGGGGAGACGCUGCUGAUCGUAGAGUCGGAGGAUCAGGGCUCAGUGGAUCUGUCGCAUGACCAGAGCGGAGACUCUCUGACCAGCGAUGUAGGUGAGGAGGCUGAUGGAGGCUGGGUCUGCGAAGACAUGUCCUUCUACUGCGACCUCUGCCACAAGUGGAUCCCUGCAGCUCAGCUCCGAGGUGAACAGCCGAGCUACCUGAAAGGAGACAACUUCUUCAAAUUCAUCUGCUCUGACUGCUCAGAGGACGGCAAGGAGAGCUUUGAGAGAAUAAGGCUCACCUGGCAGCAGGUGGUGAUGCUGGCCAUGUAUAACCUCUCUCUGGAGGGGACAGGUCGACAGGGUUACUUCAGGUGGAAAGAGGACAUCUGUGCUUUUAUCGGCCGCCACUGGAACUUCCUGCUGGGAACGAGGAAGAAAACCUCUACGUGGUGGAGCACAGUGGCCGGGUGCCUGUCAGUCGGCAGUCCAACCUUCUUUCGCUCAGGGGCGCAGGAGUUCGGAGAACCUGGGUGGUGGAAGCUGGUCCAGAACAGACCACCGACCCUGAGACCAGAAGUGGACAAAUCCGCCUCCAGGCCCAAAGCCUCCAAACCAGCCCUGGAUCCAAUCAUCACCGUGGAGGGUCUGAGGAAACGAGGAGCUAGAAAUCCGGUGGAGAAUGCAAUGCAGCUGAAGGAGAAGCGUUCCCGCACACAGGAGGCCAAAGACAUCCGGCGGGCCCAGAAGGAGGCAGUGGGCAGCUACACCGACCGCAGUGCAUCUUCCACACCUGUCAAACUUGGGGGAGGCCGCGGUAGCAGCACUGGACGACGACCAGACCUUAUCCUGGAGAAAGGUGAAGUCAUUGAUUUCUCAUCUCUCAGCUCCUCAGACCGGACGCCGCUCACCAGCCCAUCGCCAUCACCGUCACCUGACUUCUCUGCUCCGGGCACGCCGGCGUCUCAUUCAGCUACGCCCAGCCUGCUGUCUGAGGCAGACCUCAUUCCGGAUGCUAUGCCUCCACAGGCGCUGUUCCAUGACGAUGAGGAGAUGGAGACAGAGGGCAUGAUUGAUCCAGGGAUGGAGGAUACCCCCCCACCAUGCGCCAGCCUUGUUGCUCGUAAGAAGCUUCAUUUAGCACCAACUCGCAUCAAAUGUGAAGCAGAAAGCGAGGAUGAUGAAGGUCGUGAGCAUGAGAACAACUACGAGCGGCCUUUAGGUCAAACUGAAGUGCCGUGUCUCUCAGUUGGUGGGGCCGAAGAGCCUGAGAGGAGGAGGAAGACGGCUCAUCCUGAGAAAGCAACUGGAGGUGGUGCUUCCUUCCAGAGUCCUCGUUUCACCCUCCUUAGUCUGUAUGAGGAGAGAAUGCUGCUGCGGCGGCUCGAUGCUUGUCCGCUGGCCCUGGCAGUCACCCCACAGGCCAACCGCCUCUACAGGAAGCUGCUGGUCCGCCAAGCCAAGAGGCAGCGAGGGCUUCCCCUGCUGGACAUCGACCGCGCCAUCGGCUCCACCCUCAGCUUGGUCGGAGGAAUCUACUGCGCCCAGGGGUCCGGGACACUGAUGGGAGAUGGAGUGGUUAGAAAGUACUGCACUAACAGCCAGGAGCAGCGUAUUCUGGAUCGCUUUCAGACCAACGUUUAUGGCAGGAGGGGGAUCCAGCAGGACUCGCUUUCCUUCUGGCAUCGUCUCAUGGGAGCAGAGGGCAGUUUGGACCAGAGCAUCAAGAGCCCGUAUACAGCCCGCAUCCUGAAACCUUAUAUCAGGAGAGACUAUGAGAGUCGUCCUGUGAAGCUGAGGUUACUGGCAGAGAUCAGAGCUUAUCCUCACAGGAAAGAUCCAAACUGGGUCCCUGAACCAGAUGCCCCCAUCGAUUACUGCUACGUUCGUCCCAACCACAUCCCUUCUGUCAACGCCAUGUGCCAUGACAGCUUCUGGCCAGGCGUGGACUUAUCAGAGUGUCUGCAGUACCCGGACUUCAGCGUGGUUGUACUCUAUAAGAAGGUUGUGAUCGGCUUUGGCUUCAUGGUGCCGGAUGUCAAGUACAACGAGGCCUACAUCUCCUUCCUGUUGGUCCAUCCUGAGUGGAGGAGAGCUGGCAUCGCCACCUUCAUGAUCUACCACCUCAUCCAGACGUGUAUGGGGAAGGACGUGACUCUGCACGUGUCUGCUAGUAACCCGGCCAUGCUGCUGUACCAGAAGUUUGGCUUCAAAGUCGAGGAGUACAUCUUGGACUUCUACGAUAAGUACUACCCUCUGGACAGUACCGAGUGCCGUCACGCCUUCUUCCUCCGACUUAGGCGCUGAGACAACGGACCCGUCUGACAGACCGUGUCCGAUCGUCUGCCAUGAGGCCUUGAUGGACAUAAGCCCAGCAGUGUCUGAUCAAUCUGGAGCAGGGUUGACACUGGAUCCAACCACCUGCCUCCACCUCCAUGGACAAAGGCUUGAGGGGUGGAAUACUGAGUUGAAGACAAUGUUUUCACACUGUGAAGGACUAACGACACCUGAGAGUACGAAAUAUGGUUCUGUGGUCUUUGUUCUGCAGAACUGGGAGGUUUAAGUCACAUGGCUGAUGUUUGUUUGUUGAUUGUCCUGUUUCAAUGGACUGAGGACACAGCUGCUCCUGAUCUAAGCAGCUGUGUGAUAGCUUAAUUUCUGUAACUUGUCAACAACACAUUCACACAUUAAAAAGCUAAAUCAAUCAACACAA
This is a messenger RNA of Betta splendens (Siamese fighting fish), 2782 nucleotides long. It is a transcript of the gene kat14, whose product is annotated as lysine acetyltransferase 14. The transcript has 10 exons. The record is from RefSeq and is a predicted model, not a curated record. Lineage: Eukaryota; Metazoa; Chordata; Actinopteri; Anabantiformes; Osphronemidae. Gene Ontology annotation, molecular function: acyltransferase activity, transferring groups other than amino-acyl groups. The coding region runs from base 1 to 2376 and encodes 791 amino acids.